AUCGACAAAUUGGUGGGAUUUCCCCAAGUUUCAACCACUAUCUGGUCUUCCCCUCCUCCCCCAAUUUUCAUCCUUCACCAAAGCUUUCACUAAUGGCAUCGAAUCCUAACCCAAUCUUUAUUUCCUCCGAUUCUCUUCACUCAAUCCUUUCCCACAGCACCUUAAUCCAACACUUCCAUUCUUCUCUCCCCACCGUCUCCUCCGCCAUCAACACCCCAAUCCGCCAACACUACUCUCUUUCACCUUCCUCCUCUCUCCUCCUCAUGCCUUCCUGGUCUUCAGCCCCAUCUCUUCCUUACAUAGGUGUUAAGCUCGUCACCCAUUUCCCUCAAAACUCCACCAUCAACUUACCCGGCAUCCACGCUAAUUACGUCCUCUUCUCCUCCACCACCGGCCAACCUUUAGCUUCAAUGGACGGAACCCUUUUAACCCUUUACAGAACAGCUUCCGUUUCAGGCUUAGCUUCCAAAAUAUUAGCCAAAAAAAACAGCAAAAUCCUCAUCAUGAUCGGUGCAGGUGCUUUAGCACCUCAUUUGAUCAAAGCCCAUUUAUCAUCAAACCCCAGUUUACAAAAAGUGAUAAUUUGGAACAGAACGAUCAAAAAAGCCAUCGAUUUAGCCGGAACUCUACAAAAAAGCAACGAAUUCAAAGGGGUUAGUUUCGAAACCAAUGAAUCGUUAGAUGAAAUCGUUCCAUUAGGUGAUAUUAUUAGUUGUGCUACGAAUGCUGAAACGCCGCUUGUUAAAGGUGAGAGGUUGAAACAUGGAGCUCAUUUGGAUUUAGUGGGCUCGUUCAGGGAAACCAUGAAAGAAUGUGAUGAUGAAGCGGUUAAAAGAGGGAGAGUUUAUGUUGAUAGUGGAGCGGCGCUUGUGGAAGCUGGGGAAUUGGUAGGUGCUUUUGAAAGAGGAGUGAUCGGGAAAGGAGAUGUUGGGGGUAAUUUAGUGGAGUUGAUUGAAGGGAAGAAAGUUGGGAGGAAGGAUUGUGAAGAGAUUACAGUGUUUAAAUCUGUUGGUUCGGGUGUUGUGGAUUUGUUGGCUGCUCAAUUGGUGUAUGAGACUUGUAUGAAGAAGAAUAAAGGUUGAAGACAUGGUUUUUCUUUUCUGGGCUCUUGGUUUGAUUUUUGUUGUUGUGUGUUAUGAAAGGUAUGGAACCUGUUUUUGUUUUAAGAUGGCUAUGAAUGAAAAUAAUUCAGCUUUCAUGCUUUAGGGUUAA
Gossypium raimondii (Peruvian cotton) is the source of this 1212-nucleotide messenger RNA. Its product is annotated as protein SAR DEFICIENT 4. The record is from RefSeq and is a predicted model, not a curated record. Gene Ontology annotation, cellular component: cytoplasm. Lineage: Eukaryota; Viridiplantae; Streptophyta; Magnoliopsida; Malvales; Malvaceae. The coding region runs from base 93 to 1082 and encodes 329 amino acids. The transcript has a single exon.